Molecule: messenger RNA, 1713 nt
Organism: Magnolia sinica
Lineage: Eukaryota; Viridiplantae; Streptophyta; Magnoliopsida; Magnoliales; Magnoliaceae
Product: exopolygalacturonase-like
Exons: 4
Coding region: 60-1379 (439 amino acids)
Biological process (GO): carbohydrate metabolic process
Molecular function (GO): polygalacturonase activity
Source: RefSeq, a predicted model, not a curated record
AGAGAAAAGGAGAAAAGGAGGGGCUAUCACAACCGAGUUACCAUCUUGGACAAUCCAAAAUGGGCCGGAUCGCAACCAAUGCCUCGAAAAUAUGCAUGUUGGUCUUCUUGUUCUUGACCACAUUUGCCGUCGAAGCGAAUGGCCCACUCAAGAUCAUCCGUGAAAGGCGCCAUGGAGCUGUGGUGAGGAGAUCAAGCAAUCGAGUUAGAAUCUCUCAUGGGAAGCGAAAUGGGGCGCAUUCUGCCAGAUGGAAACGCCCAUCGAAAGAAUUCGAUGUGGCGGCCUAUGGGGCCGUAGCCGACGGUGCAACUGAUAGUGCUCAGGCUAUGAUGAAUGCUUGGAAGGCGGCGUGUGCAUGGCCGGGAAAGAGAGUAGCAAAGAUCGUCAUCCCACAAGGGACAUUCCUGAUGGGCCCAGCUGCAUUGAUAGGCCCAUGUAGGGCCCCAGUGGAAGUUCAAAUCCAAGGAGUAGUGAAGGCUACAGUCGAUGUGGACCAAUACAAAGAUGGUGUUUGGAUCCAUUUCCAACACAUCCAUGGACUGAAGGUGUCGGGAGGCGGGACUUUCGAUGGCCAAGGAGCUUCGGCCUGGCCACAAAAUCAAUGCUCCUACAAUGCAUAUUGCAAGCUUUUGCCGACGUCAGUCAAGCUCAGCUAUGUCACAGGCGCAAAUAUCCGUCGCAUAUCAUCGAUCAACCCAAAGUUCUACCACUUUGUAGUUUUCCAAUCUACCAACAUCAAGCUCCAAGCCUUGAAGAUAAUUUCACCAAAAGAGAGCCCAAACACAGAUGGAAUCCACAUAGGGGACUCAAAUGGCGUCAAGAUCUCCAAAACCAUAAUAGGAACUGGUGACGAUUGCAUCUCCAUUGGGGAGGGUAGUUACAAUGUAACAGUGUUGGGUGUCACAUGUGGGCCGGGCCAUGGUAUUAGUGUUGGUAGCCUUGGAAAAUAUCAGAAUGAAGAUGAUGUUAUCGGAGUGAGAGUGAAAAACUGCACCCUCACAGGAACCACCAAUGGCCUAAGGAUCAAAACAUGGCCAGAUUCACCUCCAAGUAGUGCUUCAAAAUUUCUGUUUGAGAAUAUAGUCAUGAAUAAUGUGUACAAUCCUAUCAUCAUAGACCAAGAGUACUGCCCAACAGAAUCUUGCAGCCCCAAGCCACCGUCCCGUGUUCGGGUUAGCCAAGUUAUUUUCAAGAACAUCAAGGGAACGUCGGCAUCACAGGUCGCAGUCAAGCUCUUGUGCAGCAAAGGCGUGCCAUGCCAGAAUGUACACCUCACAGACAUCUUCUUAAAGUAUACAGGACCAGGAGCAGCUCUAUCUACUUGUUCUAAUGUUAUAGGCACUUCUUCCGGCAUACAAAUCCCAUCCUCAUGCGUCUGAUUGUUUUGAUUUUUACUAUUUUACUAUUGUUGUACGCUAUCAUAGUAGAAAAACCAAUGUCUUUAAGGAUCUGGUCAGCAUGCAAAACUUCCCAAACUACAAUUUUGUAUAAUUAAAAAAUAACAAUUCUCAUUUAACAAUUUAUUUAUUUUUCAGUUUUUAUCUUAUUGUUUUAUUGAUUAUUUGGCUACCCUACCUUAUAUCACAAAUUUAUUAAGUUUUAGCAUUGUGAAUGUUUGAGUUUGUAGAUUUUCUGCAGCCCAUCAGACUAUUAUUGACACUGUACAUAUUCAUUUAUUGGAUCAUAUUAAGAAUUUUUGGAUGUUUAAGUUUA